Molecule: messenger RNA, 2268 nt
Organism: Brachypodium distachyon (stiff brome)
Lineage: Eukaryota; Viridiplantae; Streptophyta; Magnoliopsida; Poales; Poaceae
Product: putative glycerol-3-phosphate transporter 4
Exons: 3
Coding region: 27-1532 (501 amino acids)
Biological process (GO): phosphate ion homeostasis; transmembrane transport
Cellular component (GO): membrane
Molecular function (GO): transmembrane transporter activity
Source: RefSeq, a predicted model, not a curated record
CAUUCCCCUCCCCCUCUUCACAGGACAUGGCGGAGCCACCGCCCGCACCGCCCAUGCCGAAGGCACCGCCGCGGCCGCGGCCGCGCCACCACCACGCGCCGCCGGGCCUCCGCGCCGUGCCCGCCUUCUCCUACAACGCCCACCGCAGCCUCGUCCUCGGGCUCACCUUCCUCGCAUAUGCCCUCUACCACGCCUCCCGAAAGCCGCCCAGCAUCGUGAAGCGCGCCCUAUCCGAGUCGUGGCCACCCUUCUACGACCCCGCCCUCCUCGGCGAGACGGACGUCGCGUUCCUCGCCUUCUAUUCGCUCGGCAUGUUCGGCGCCGGCCAUCUCGGCGAUCGCCUCGAUCUCCGCCUCUUCCUCGCCGCAGGAAUGGUCGGAAGCGGCGCAGCCGUUGCGCUCUUCGGUGUUGGGUACUUCCUUUCCCUCCACUCGCUCGCGUUCUACGUCGUCGCCCAGGCGAUCGCGGGCCUGCUGCAGUCCACCGGUUGGCCCUCCGUGGUGGCCAUCGUCGGCAACUGGUUCUGCGGCCGGAGACGCGGCCUCAUAAUGGGCGUAUGGAACGCGCACACCUCCGUUGGAAACAUCAGCGGCUCGCUCAUCGCCGCCGCCGUGCUCAAGUACGGGUGGGGCUGGUCGUUUGUGGUCCCAGGAGGGCUCAUUGCGAUCGGUGGUGUUCUCGUGUUUUUCUUCCUCGCACCGUACCCAGAGGACGUCGGCUUCGCUCCAUUGCCGCCCAAGCAGGCCAGUGAGACGAGCACGGACGAGGAGGACAGAAGCAUUAGCAUCGCUGGUGGCACAGGCGAGGAGGGCAGGAGGGAUGCUGUGGGGAUUUGGAAGGCGUUCUCGAUUCCGGGAGUGUUCACGUUCGCGGCCUGCCUCUUCUUUGCCAAGCUGGUCGCCUACACGUUUCUGUACUGGCUCCCGUUCUACUUGACCCAAACUGCUAUUGGAGGAGAGUACAUGUCGGUCACAGAUGCUGGUUAUCUAUCCGUUUUGUUCGAUGUAGGUGGAAUCAUUGGUGGAAUUCUCGCUGGGUUCAUGUCUGACCAGCUCGAUGCUAGGGCCACUACUGCAGCAAUCUUUAUGUACCUGGCGAUUCCGUCUCUUUACGCCUUUCAUGCUUAUGGCAGUACUUCCAAAGUGACAAACAUUGCCUUGAUGAUGAUCAGUGGCUUGUUUGUUAAUGGACCUUAUGCUCUGAUAACAACUGCAGUCUCAGCUGAUCUGGGAACUCACAAAUCCCUCAAAGGAGAUUCUCGUGCGUUGGCCACAGUCACGGCAAUUAUAGAUGGGACAGGAUCGCUUGGUGCUGCGUUAGGGCCAUUUGUGACGGGAUUCAUUUCAAAAACUGGAUGGGAUUCAGUGUUCAUAAUGCUUAUACUUUGUGCAUUUAUUGCUGGUGCAUGUUUAUCAGGUCUUGUGAAAGCAGAAACUCUGCAGAUUAUUCAGAACUGGAGGAACCGUUCAACUAACACGCAGAAUGGAAUUGCAGAUCCUGGUGCUGAACCACUUUUAGGGGGGAGUACUUGAUGGCAUGGCUGUUUUGGCGCAGGUAUCAGGGGAAUAUGUAUACAUUUGUGUAAUGUUGUCGUAGUUGAGAUGAUACGGUAUGUUGGUGCUGAUGAUACAUUUGAGGAAGGCCAAACCGGACAGAGAAAAUGGAAACGGUUUCCAUAUGUUGGUGCUGAUGAUCCCAGCAAGCAAAUACGAUUGGAUAGCAUCUGUUGUCUUCUUUUCUUUCACAGGGAAAGUAUAGUGCAUCUUCUAGUACGGAGUAACAUUUUUGAAAAAAUCAAACUGAUGUAGGAGUAGGAUCUCUGUCUUUUCUCAUAUUGAUGUGCUUUAGGGACUAGAUGAACAUCAUGGAGGAGUCGAACGGCUUCCUGUCUGAAAUGAAUCUGAACUCUGAAGACGGUAUUACAAUGUUUAUACUGUAUAUACUUUAGAAUCAAUGUUAAUCGAACCGGAUCUCUAGUGAGCACUUUGGUUUUUGCGUCAGGAUGUGUAUUUUUGUGUACUCUUUUAUGCUUGAACUGCCAUUAUUGUUCUGCUCCUUUUUCGAACGGUUUUUUUUUCCUGCGGCUGCAGGAACAACAUACUGUCUCAAACAUACUGUUUUUUUGACAGAACCUCGUCAAGAGGAGAGGGUGUUCCUGCAUUUCAUUUAAGAAGAAUAUAAUGGCUCCGUUUAUAAGGAAAACCGAGCCGAAAACCAACCGUACAAACACACAAUGACGGAAACCCUCAUCACCACAUGACAAGAGAC